AUGCCCGGAAACAGUAUUGGAAUCGGCAAAGUCAUCUUUGUCGCGAUAAAACCGAUGGUUAAGAUGGCAGCCAUUGCUGGGGGCGGUGUUUACUUUGCGAAAAAAGGAUUCCUCACGCCUGAAGUCUGUAAAGCAAACGCAUCGAUCCUAAUGAACCUGCUACUGCCACUACUAAUAUUCGCGACUGUCCUCCCCGCGUUUGACCGUGAUAACAUGACAUCAGUCUUAUCUGUCGUGGUUACGGGAGGUCUCUACCAAGUUAUGGGGCUUGUCUUUGGACUCAUCGUCAGGUGGCUCACACCAGUCCCGCCAUCAUGGAGAGGUGGUGUACUCGCUGCUGGAAUCUUCAGCAAUCUUGGGGACCUUGUGAUCGCAUAUCUUUCGACACUUGCGAAAUCUGAGCCUUUCCAUGGCGAGGAAGAUGUUACGAAAGGAAUUGCAUAUUCGUCCAUCUUUAUGGUCGUGCAAACGAUUGCAAUCUUCAAUCUCGGUGGUCUCCAACUAAUAAGAAGCGAUUUCAACAUCUCCCGCGACUCCCUCGCCGAGGCCAACCUCGAGAAGGUCGAAACACCAAUCUCACCCGCACCUCCUUCCUCCGACGCUCCAUUCUCCCUCCGAAAAAGCCUCACCAUACUCGCCCAUGCUUUCCGCCGCACCUCCCCCAGCUCCCCCACUCCAGCGCCAACAAUAUCGGACGAAAAGACGUCCCCCGCACCCCCCACCAUCCCCACCAGGCGCCGCAUCUGGCUCGCACUGCUCCCAUUCCUCACCGCGCCGUCAAUCGCGCUCCUGGUGUCGCUCGUCGCCGCAAACAUCCCCGAGUUCAAGGCACUGUUUGUGAAGACUCCUGGCGUCAACAUGCCAGAGGCGCCGGACCAGAACCCACCGCUGGACUUUAUUAUGGAUCUUGCGACUUUUGCGCAACCGACAGUGCCAGUUUUGGGGCUGAUCCUGCUGGGAGCGAACCUGAGUAGGCUCAGUAUGAAGGGGCUGCCAAAGGGCUUUUGGAAAAGCGCCGUACUCAUGGCGGUACUAAAGCUGAUUGUUGGACCUAUAAUCGGCAUAGCCUGGACCACAGGCCUCACCCGCCAAACUAGCUGGAUCUCCACAGAGGACAAAAUGCUGCAAUUGGUGCUUAUCAUCGGGAGUGCGGUCCCGACUGCAACAGCGCAGGUGUAUCUGACGAAUAUAUUUGCGCCCCUGGGGCCGGAGGGGUGCGUGGAGCUGUCGGCAUUGUCUGCGACUUUGUUGGCGCAGUAUGCAUUGAUGCUGUUAACAUUAACUGCGACGGUGGCCUACUCCCUUGUGUUUGUCUUGUAA
Morchella importuna is the source of this 1320-nucleotide messenger RNA. RefSeq lists its product as uncharacterized. Bases 1 to 1320 code for a protein of 439 amino acids. Gene Ontology annotation, biological process: transmembrane transport. The record is from RefSeq and is a predicted model, not a curated record. Gene Ontology annotation, cellular component: membrane. The transcript has 12 exons. NCBI's taxonomy places the organism in Eukaryota, Fungi, Ascomycota, Pezizomycetes, Pezizales, Morchellaceae.